Messenger RNA from Encephalitozoon intestinalis ATCC 50506, 780 nucleotides. RefSeq lists its product as uncharacterized. The record is from RefSeq and is a predicted model, not a curated record. NCBI's taxonomy places the organism in Eukaryota, Fungi, Microsporidia, Unikaryonidae. The transcript has a single exon. The coding region runs from base 1 to 780 and encodes 259 amino acids.
AUGGAAAAGACUUCAACAUUAAAUCUAGAAUUUCAACUAUUCAAUCUCAUGGCAAAAAGUCAAUCCAUUGAAGUGCUUAUUGUGUUUGGAGUAAUUUUUGGAAAUAUGGUGUUCAAUAACAUGAAAAUGGAAAGCUUAUCUUUCCAUCUUUUUGGAGUGGUUACAGUUGUACUUCUCACUGCCUACUUACUGGCAAUUAUAGGAUCCACCGAGUUUUCUGAAAACGACGAUAAUACCAUCUUUAAAUCUAUGGCUAUAUGCUCGAUGGUAGUUACUUCGAUCAUUGCCGUAAUUCAAUCAGUUUGUUCUUUAAUGGAUCUUCGGAAGGAUAGAGCAAAACUUUUUUACUCGGAAAGGGGAGAAAGGUUAAUAAUAGGAGGAUACGCUGCUAUCAUUUCAAUAUUAUUUCUGCUGAUUCAGAUAUCAAAGAUGGUGAGUAUGAAAAAAAUUAAGAAAAGUGUCUUUGUAAGUGUCUGCAUCAUGAUGGUAGCAUCUGUGUUCUAUUUCCUCCUCUCUGAGGAAAUCGAUCAAGAACAAAUCUUGUCUUUGAUUAUAGGUCUUGCUUUGAUAGUUGGAAUAAUUGUGCUGAUAAAUAUUGGAGGAUCAAAAGAAAUAGAUAUGAAAGAGAAAGGUACUCUACCUUAUGUGAUGUCUUCUAUAAUCGUUUUCUUUAUUACUUCUGCACUAGGUGCAAAAGUGGUGGGAGACAAAGUUAAGCUAGUGGAAAAAUUAGCUUCGGUCUUUACAGUUAUUGAUAAAUGUAUACUGACCAAAAAAUAA